Molecule: messenger RNA, 3511 nt
Organism: Xyrauchen texanus (razorback sucker)
Lineage: Eukaryota; Metazoa; Chordata; Actinopteri; Cypriniformes; Catostomidae
Gene: iqsec3b
Product: IQ motif and Sec7 domain ArfGEF 3b
Exons: 15
Coding region: 90-3224 (1044 amino acids)
Biological process (GO): regulation of ARF protein signal transduction; actin cytoskeleton organization
Molecular function (GO): guanyl-nucleotide exchange factor activity; protein binding
Source: RefSeq, a predicted model, not a curated record
UCAAGAUUAACCCGUGCAGCCGGUCACUCAGACAUCCCUCUCAGAUCGCAUCAUUUCUCGUGGUUUUGAACGGGAGCAUCACCACAGGGAUGUCAAGUCUGCUGGAGAAUCCCGUGCAGGCGGUGCUCUACCUGAAGGAGCUCACCGCCAUCGUGCAGAACCAGCAGAGCCUCAUCCAGACCCAGCGGUACCGGAUCGACAUUCUCGAGCGCCGGCUGGAGGAUCUAGCGGUUGAGAAUCGGCAGCUGCGGGACUCGAGCAGUCAUCAGCACCGGCACCCUCCCCGAUAUCAUCCGCCUCCGCCUCCCCGGACCUCCAGCUUGCCCCGAGCCAGCCCGGCCAGCAGAGACGGGACGACCCCCGUUCAAACACCGAGCCAGCAGCACCAUUCCCCGCACGAUAUGCAGCUUGUGCCCGCGGGACCCAGCGAUGCCAAUCCGGACUCUUCUGAUGAAGUCGAUGAUGAUGCUCAGGACCCCUGCUGUCGGUCCCUGGUCCCACAGACACCUGCCACCCUGUGUCGAGCUGUGGGACUCUCACGCGCAUCCGAGAGUCAGACAGUCCUGCAUCAGUUCUGCUGUCCAGCACCAGAAGCCCCAGAAGGAGACUCCAUAACCUGCUCCAGCUCAAGUCCUGCCAUACAGAAACAGAAAGACGAGGAAAAAGACAUUCAGCCUGACGUGCCUCCCUGCUUACAUCCUCCAGAAUACGAGCUCUCUCCUGAUCUCAAACAAAAACAGAUAGAGGAGCUGGAACAAAAAUAUGGUGGUCCUCUCAUUUCUCGGCGAGCGGCCUGUAAGAUCCAGACAGCAUUUCGUCAGUAUCAGCUCAGUAAGAACUUCCAGAAGAUUCGUAACUCUGUGCUGGAAAGUGGGAUUCCACGGCGUAUGUCAGUGCGCAGGGUUCGGGUACAGAGGGAAAGUUUCUCUGCUGAACGAGCGCUGAUGGAAGGCUGUUCAUUUAUGGGCAUCCCGCUCACACACUCCACAUCAUUGCCGGUGGGCGCUGCAGCUACACUCACAAACCUGGAGGACACAUUCACUGAACAGGUGCAGUCGUUAGCACGAUCCAUUGACGAGGCUUUGAGCAGCUGGAGUUCUGUGCGAGAUGGUGAAGGAGAGAGGCCUUCUGCGGCUCCUUCUGGAUCUCAUCCUGAGGGUCUCCUGAUGGAUCCCAACACCCUACCAGAGGCCACACAGAGCAGUUGUGGGGAGAGUAUUCCCCGCAGCGCCAGCAAACUUAUGAUGGCUUUUAGAGAUGUGACUGUUCAAAUUGACAACCAUAACAUUCGCCUCUCCUCAUCCAUGCUGGAGUCAGUUUCCCUUGGUAACGGUGUAUCUAAGGAGACUAUCUCAGAAGCAAAAACGGGGGUACAGAACACAGGCCAGUCAGAUUCAUCGGUCACAGUCGAGCCAGAGUUUCCAGCUCCUCCACACAGCAAGGAAGAGAAGCAGAAUCAACAGCCAAUUGGAUCGGACGGACUGAUUACAGGGGCAGGACAAGAAGGGAAACAAGCCAAUCAGGCUGGAUCUGAGAUGACGGAAAACAGUUCUGAACCCAUCAGUAGUAGCAGCACCUCGACAUCAGCGUGUGAGACGAUGAUACUGUCAAUGCCCCGCCCACACUGCCAGGACACGCCCUGCGGAACCCUCUCGACAGAUACUGCACGCAAGCGUCUCUAUCGCAUUGGACUAAACCUCUUCAAUGUGAAUCCAGACAAAGGCAUCCAGUUCCUGAUAUCCAGGGGCUUCAUUCCAGACACAGCCAUAGGUGUGGCUCACUUCCUGUUGCAGAGGAAGGGCUUAAGCCGACAGAUGAUUGGAGAGUUUCUGGGUAACAGCAAGAGACAAUUCAACAGAGAUGUCUUAGACUGUGUGGUGGAUGAGAUGGAUUUUUCUAUGCUGGAGUUAGAUGAAGCAUUAAGAAAGUUUCAGGCUCAUGUACGAGUACAAGGAGAGGCUCAGAAAGUCGAGAGACUCAUUGAGGCGUUCAGUCAGAGGUAUUGUAUGUGCAACCCUGAUGUGGUGCAACAGUUCCACAACCCCGACACCAUCUUUAUCCUGGCCUUCGCUAUCGUACUGCUCAACACAGACAUGUACAGUCCCAACAUCAAACCAGAGCGAAAAAUGCUGCUGGAAGACUUCAUUCGCAACCUACGUGGAGUGGAUGAUGGGGCGGAUAUUCCACGGGAGAUGCUAGCUGGGAUUUACGAACGGAUCCAGCAGAGGGAGCUGCGAUCCAAUGAAGAUCAUGUGACCUACGUUACCAGAGUGGAGCAAAGCAUUCUUGGAAUGAAGACGAUACUCUCAGUUCCUCAUCGCAGGCUGGUAUGCUGCAGUCGACUCUUUGAGGUCACCGAUGUAAAUAAACCACCGAAGCAAGCAUCACAUCAAAGGGAGGUGUUCCUCUUUAAUGACCUGAUAGUGAUCCUAAAGCUGUGUCCAAAGAAGAAGACUGCCGCCACGUAUACGUUCUGCAAGGCCUUGGGGUUGCUGGGAAUGCAGUUCCAUCUGUUUGAGAAUGAGUAUUACCCUCAUGGAAUCACAAUAUUGUCUCCGUUCUCUUCGGAGAAGAAGCAGGUGGUGAGCUUCUGUUCUCAGAGCGCCGAGGAGCUGCUCAAGUUUGUGGAGGACCUGAGAGAGAGCAUCGCAGAGGUGGCAGAGAUGGAGCAAAUCCGUAUUGAGUGGGAACUGGAAAGACAACAGGUCAUAAGAAAUCAGAUGAACAAGAACGGCACGCAGCUAGACAUCCAUGCUGGACCCAGUUCUGCUGCAGGGGAUGAUUGUUAUGACAAAACAGGAAGCAACACGGUAGAGGUGUCAAUUCACAACAGGCUCCAAACGUACCAACUCAGCUCUGCUCUGGCCACACCCAGCGGUCAGCAACACCUGGCCGUCCUGCCUAGCCCUGCCCCUGGCUCCACAUUCACCAUCUCCCCCGACACCCUCAUCCAGUGCCAACAGAUUGUAAAGGUGAUCGUAGUCGACGCUGCCGGGCGUGGCCACGUGGAGGCGUUCCUCAGCCACAACCCCGCCCAUCGCCUCAUCCAAUCGGCCGUCUCCACGCCCACCAGGUCGCGGGAGGGUGUCCAGCAGCAGCCGCCCCUCCCUCCUCCUCCACCUCCUUAUCAUCACCCACAUCAGUUUUGUCCUCCGACCCCUCCACUGCCCCGCCAUCUGCUGAGUCAACGCAGGUACUCCAGUGGGACACGCAGCCUAGUCUAAGCACAUACACACAUAUCGAUGUGUAAUCACCAGUUUAUGGAAUAGUUCUCCAAAAAAUUCUAAUUCUGUCAGCAUUUACUCACCCUCAUGUCGUUCAAACCUGUAUACUGCUGUUUUUAUCAACUUAAAUUUUAGUCUGAUCAUCACACAAAGCUAUCAUAUGACUUAAGAAAAUUUGGAAUAUAGUGUAUGGUUCAUCAUACUGACUACAUCUAUUGUGUUUGUUUUGUCUUUUUUAAGGCUUAAAGGUAUAUUUCACCCAAAAAUACAAAUUCAGUCAUUGUUUA